AACACGGCUGCGAUAACAAUUAAUACAAAGCAGCGUCUAAGCGGUUAACAACAGCAGCAAAAGCACUUUAUUACGCUUAUACUUUUCAAAACCGGACGGACUUGAGAAGAUUACAAUGAGUACCGAAAACGAAAACCCAGAUGAUGCGCCGAAAAAAGCUUUAAUUUACAUCUGUGGAGCGUGUCAAGCUGAAAAUGAAAUGAAACCUAAAGAUCCGAUCCGAUGCAGAGAAUGCGGUUACCGAAUCAUGUAUAAGAAACGAACAAAAAGAUUGGUUGUUUUUAGCGCUCGAUGAACAUUAUUCAAGUACAUGAUGUUUACAGAAGUAAUAACAGUUUAAUUUUGUCUACAAUUUUAAAUUUUAAAUUGUAUAAUUGAUC
This is a messenger RNA of Sipha flava (yellow sugarcane aphid), 380 nucleotides long. RefSeq names its product DNA-directed RNA polymerases I, II, and III subunit RPABC4 (gene Rpb12). The transcript is spliced from 3 exons. Lineage: Eukaryota; Metazoa; Arthropoda; Insecta; Hemiptera; Aphididae. The record is from RefSeq and is a predicted model, not a curated record. The coding region runs from base 116 to 295 and encodes 59 amino acids. Gene Ontology annotation, molecular function: DNA-directed RNA polymerase activity; zinc ion binding; DNA binding. Gene Ontology annotation, cellular component: RNA polymerase II, core complex; RNA polymerase I complex; RNA polymerase III complex. Gene Ontology annotation, biological process: DNA-templated transcription.